AUGGAUUUUAUCCAAGAAAUCCCUAGGAUUCAAGAAGCUCAAAAUGCUAAUAUUGAAAUAUUUGUUAUCAAUCCUGUUAUAAAUAACGAAAAUUUUCAACGGCAAGUUACAUAUGAAGUCAAAGGUCAAGAUAGUUUAGGACAGUUUGAAAGCUUAAGAAAAUAUUCUGAGUUCAUUACACUAACUCCUCCCCCAUCCUUGAUCGAACGUUUCGCCAUCGUUCGAUCAAGGAUGGGGUUUAAAACAAAAUUUUUUGGGAAAAAAUUUUAUAUAUAUAAAAAAAAAAUAUAUAUAGAUAUUUUUUUUUAUUUACUUUUAAAUAAGAGGGUUAAGAAUAUUUAAUAAUUAUUUUUACAGCAAAAAAUUGAAUUAAUUUCAUAAAAUACCAAUUUUUAAUAUUUUGAUUUAUUAAUUACCCCUUUUAAACUGUAUAAAAUUUUAAUUUAUUUUUUUUAAAAAAUCUCUAUUUUAUUAAAUUAUCGAGUUUUUAAGCCUAGGCUAAUGACUGAAUCACUUCAUACGAUUGAUUCCGAAGCUUUUUGUCGUCUCAAAGUCUCUGAAAACAACUUUAUUAUGUAUAUCUUCCCAAGCUUUUGAUAACUAAUAUAUUUUUAUAUUAUAAAAAUUUUCAUGAUAUGAAAAUCGUUCGAUCAAGGAUGGGGGUUAAUUUUUCCAAUUUUUAGGAAUUUUUACAGUCAAUCGUUCGAUCAAGGAUGGGGGGGAGUAAGAAACAUUUUAACACAAAAAUGACCUGGCCAUUAUAUUCCUCCUGUGCCUCCUAAAAAAUUAAUGGGAAGCUUUUCAUUAGAAUUCAUAGAAACUAGGAGAAAACACUUACUCCCCCUCUGUGAUGGAACAAAAAAAUUUUGUUCGCUCACGGAAGGGGUUACUAUUUUUUUCUAUGUUAAAAAAUUUUUGAGAAAUUUAAAAAUCCCAAUUUGCAAAAUUGGAAAGCAAAUAUUAAUUUAAUUUUUAAAUUUUGUGUUUUUAAAAUGCAAACUGUUUAAAAUUUAACAGAAUUAGCUAGAGAUUUCAUUUCUAAUUAUCACUUAUAUAUCAAAUUAUUUUUGAUAACAAAAUUUUAUAUUAAAAAAAUUUUUGUGGGCUCAUUGAGGAUUUGUUUUUACCCAAAAAAUAGUGAUUUUUUUCCAUAGGUUUUGUUUGCUCACGGAGGGGGAGUUAGAAUAUUUUUUGCAACAAUCUUCAAAGAUUAAUAUUUUUUAUACAACAGAAGAAUAUCAACUAUUUUUAAGAGGACCCGCAGAUUUUGAUAAACUCAUGAACCAAUUUAAAUAUACAAUCAGAGAUAUUUCAGAUAAAUAUAAACAAGUAUAUGAAGAAUGCACUAAAGUUUUUGUGACGACACAAAUGGCUGAUCAGAUUGCUGAAUAUGAAAACUUAUUUAAAGAAAAUCUCAAUAAAUUGCUUGAUUUUAAAAAUGUUGUUAAAGAAGUUCAUACAAAAUUUGAUUCUUUCCAAAAACAAUUUUGUUUAUUCAAUGCAAAAAUGACAAGUUUAGAAACCGAAUACAUAGGCGAAAUCACACCUUCUUAUAGCAAAAUUUACAGUCCAAUUGAAAAAAAUGAAAUAGAAAAUCCUUUUCACGAAAUUUACGAAUGAGUCAAAAUUGAAAUUUUAGAUCUUGAAGCCAUUUUAGAAACAAUUUCAAAAAAAUCCGAAAUCGAGAAUCAAAGAGCAAAGAUAGAAGAAAAAAUAAAAAAGGAGAAUGUCAAUUUGAAAGACCUCCAAGCUGGAAAAACAAAAUUUUUAAAUUUAUUAAAUUCAAAACCUAAAUCUGAUCAAGCUGCUGAGAUAGAAUCUACUAUAAGAGAAUUAGAAGCUGACAUUAUUGAUCAUUCUUGCAUACUCAGAAUUAUAGUUGUUCGGCUUUUUGAGACUGUUUUACCUGAAUUCAAAGUAAUGAAGUCAAAAGUGUAUAAAGACAUGAUGAAAACUUAUGGAAGAAUCUCCCUUCUUGCUUUCCAAAACUUCACAGAUUCAGCUAACUCCCCUUCGUGAGCGAAAAUAAAAUUGCUUACAGAGGGGUUAAUUUUAUUUAAAAAAAUUUAUAUCAUAGUAAAGUUUUUUUCGAAAUUUAAAAAAUCCCAAUUAGCAAAAAUUGGAAAGCAAAUAUAAUUUAAUUUGUUUUAAAAUGUAAGCUGUGUAAAUUAAGCAGAAUUAGCUCUAAAUUUCAUUAUAACAAUGAUCGCUUAUAUAUUAAAAAUUUUUUUGUUCGCUGGAUGGUGCAAAAAAUAGAGAUUUUUCAAUAGUUUUUUGUUCGCUCACGGAGGGUUGGAGUAAGCAAAUAAACUGGCAUUCUGAAGGUUAA
Messenger RNA from Blepharisma stoltei, 2329 nucleotides. Lineage: Eukaryota; Ciliophora; Heterotrichea; Heterotrichida; Blepharismidae. The record is from the annotation of a GenBank genome assembly.